AUGACUAUUGCAGAUCGGUUGCAUGGGAUGAAUGAUGUUAUAGGACAAAAACCAUUAACUUCAACGUCACCAGUCGCUGACUUUAAUUCUAGCGAUGAGGACAGUUGGUUCUUUGAUGAAUUGAGUCGUGACGACGCAAUAAGUACAUUGCAAAAUCAACCAGAUGGCACAUUUCUUGUACGUCCUAGUAGUACAAUAAAAGGCGAUCUUGUUCUUUGUGUUAAAGAAGGUUCAAAAGUUAGUCAUUAUAUAAUAAACGUAUGCGAAGAAAAUUCAACAUCAAUAUAUAAAAUUGGUGAUAAGACGUUCUCAAGUAUGAAAGAUCUUCUAAAUUUUUAUAAACAACGAUUGUUAGAUAUAACGCCACUUGUUCGAAUUCAUUCAAAACCUCGUGUACGAACAAAAUAUAAUUUUGAUGGCAAAGAUGAAGAAGAUUUACCGUUUAAAAAAGGACAGAUUUUAAUGAUUAUCAAAAAAAUUGAACCACUAUGGUGGUUGGCAAGAAACAACCUUGGAGAUAAAGGCAUGAUUCCAGCUAAUUAUGUUGAAUAUAUAAGAGAUGAUGUUUAA
Rotaria socialis is the source of this 570-nucleotide messenger RNA. NCBI's taxonomy places the organism in Eukaryota, Metazoa, Rotifera, Eurotatoria, Philodinida, Philodinidae. The record is from the annotation of a GenBank genome assembly.